Molecule: messenger RNA, 1869 nt
Organism: Lactuca saligna
Lineage: Eukaryota; Viridiplantae; Streptophyta; Magnoliopsida; Asterales; Asteraceae
Source: the annotation of a GenBank genome assembly
AUGAAUGUUGGCGCCAAGUUAAUCCGGUGGAAAUGGAGGUGGACGGGCUCUUUAUCUGGCUAUCCGUUUAUCUUUUCUUCUCACAGACGCCGCACCUUUUGCAUCCAGCUACACUCCUGCAAAUCUAACCCUCCAUAUCCAUUUCGUUCACCCGACACUGGUUAUUACAAGCCCAAAGCAUUUUCGAAUACUUUGUACGGUUACAAUAUCAGAUUAACUGAGUUAGGUCGCCUUGGGAAAGUCCAUGAUGCUAGGAAACUGUUUGAUGAAAUGCCUCAACGAGACAUUGUUUCAUACGCUUCUAUGAUCACCGUCUACAUAAAGAACAACGAUCUCUUCAGCGCCGAAGCACUAUUCCAUACAAUUCCAGAGAGAAAUAUUGUCGCUGAUUCCGCAAUGAUUGAUGCUUAUACCAAAGCUGGCCGCAUGGACGACGCUUGGAGAAUCUUUGAUCAAAUGCCCCGCAGGAACGUCUACUCAUGGACCAGUUUGAUAUCUGGGCUUUUUAGAAAUGGACUUGUCAGUGAGGGACAGAAGCUGUUCGAUGAAAUGCCUGGUAAAAACGUGGUGUCCUGGACGUUGGUGCUCUUAGGUUAUGCUCAUAAUGGUUUGAUUGAUCAAGCUCGGGCUAUUUUUGAUCAAACCCCCAAUAAAAAUGUGGUUGUGUGGACUGCCAUGAUCAAGGUAUACAUUGAUAAUCUCCAAACUGAUGAGGCACUUAAACUUUUUAACUCCAUGCCACUGCGUAAUCUUUACUCAUGGAACAUAAUGAUUCAAGGUUGUUUCAAUGACAACAGAACUAAAGAAGCUAUUGACUUAUUCACUUCCAUGCCUAAAAGAAAUCAUGUUUCUUGGACUACAAUGGUGACAGGCUUGGCACAAAAUAGCUCUACAAAUCUUGCCAGACAAUACUUCAAUCAGAUGCCAAGAAAAGACAUAGCUGCAUGGAAUGCAAUGAUAACUGCUUAUACAAAUGAAGGCCUGAUGACUGAAGCCAAUGAGCUUUUCCAUACAAUGCCUGAAAGGAAUGUUGUGAGCUGGAAUGCAAUCAUUGGUGGAUAUGCUAAAGCAGGUCCCAGAGGGCUUGAACAUGAGAUCUCACUUGCUAAUUCUCUCAUCACAAUGUACGCCAAAUGUGGAGAUCUUGAAUCUGCUAAACUUGCUUUUGAUACUUUUCACACAAAGGACAUAGUCUCAUGGACAGCAAUGAUGCUAGCAUAUUCAACUCACGGAUUUGGUCCUCAUGCUAUACAAAUCUUUGGAAGAAUGCUGCGAUUAGGGUUUCAGCCAGAUGAAAUUACAUUCUUAGCCCUGUUAACCGCAUGUAGCCAUACGGGUCUUGUUGAUAAAGGAUGGAAAUUCUUUAACUCAAUGAUGCAUGUUUACAAUGUGGGACCAAAAUCCGAGCACUAUGCGUGUCUUGUUGACAUUUUAGGUCGAGCUGGUCAACUAGACAAGGCUCUAAAAGUGGUUGACCAAAUGCCUCAUGAUAUGAGAGAUGGUGUUGCUUUAGGAGCACUAUUAGGUGCAUGUAAGUUGCAUGGUGAUGAUGAACUCGCAAGUGAAAUAGGACAAAAGGUGAUAGAUUUUGAACCAAAUGAAUCAGGAGGGUAUGUGUUAUUGGCAAAUGUUUUUGCAGCAUCUGGGAGAUGGGAGGAAGUUGCUAAAGUGAGGAGGGAGAUGAAGGGUAAAGUGAGUAGUAAAUUGCCAGGGUUUAGUCAGGUGUAUGUUAAGGGGUGCAAUUAUGUAUUUUUUGUGGGGGAUCGAUCUCACACUAACUUUGAUGAAAUCAAUGAGAUGUUAAGAGACAAGAUUCUACCAGAAAUGAAACUGAUGUCUAAAUGUUAUUUUGUGGAGGAUUUAAUGUGA